This is a messenger RNA of Oryctolagus cuniculus (rabbit), 1093 nucleotides long. Its product is annotated as kinesin-like protein KIF22. The record is from RefSeq and is a predicted model, not a curated record. Lineage: Eukaryota; Metazoa; Chordata; Mammalia; Lagomorpha; Leporidae.
CACACAUAUGUGUCAGCCCACAGCAUCCUCAUUGCCAACAUUGCCCCCGCGCUCAACUUUGCGGCCAGGUCCAAGGAAAUCAUCAACCGGCCUUUCACCAACGAGAGCCUGCAGCUUCACGCCGUGGCACCUGUUAAACUGUCUCAGAAAGAACUGCUAGGCCCAGCAGAGGCAAAGAGAGCCCGGGGCCCUGAAGACCCUGAGCCCCCAGCAGCUCUGGCCUCUGCCUCCCAGAAACUCAGCCCCCUGCAGAAGCUGAGCAGCAUGGACCCUGCCAUGCAGGAGCGCCUCCUGAGCUUGGACCGUCUGUUGGGCUCCCAGGGGAGCCAGGGGACCCCUCUGCUGAGCACCCCAAGGCGAGAGAGGAUGGUGCUUAUGAAGACAGUGGAAGAGAAGGACUUGGAAAUAAAGAGGCUUAAGAUGAAGCAGAAAGAACUGGAGGCCCAAGUGCAGGCCCAGGAGGCUGUGGACCCCAAGGAGAAGGAGAAUUACUCCCCCACCCUGCUCCGACCCCUGCCGCGCACUAGCAUGGUCGCAAAGCCCCUGAAAAAGGCUGUGGUGAUGCCCCUGCAACUGAUUCAGGAGCAGGCAGCCUCCCCAAGCACGGAAAUCCACGUUCUUAAGAAGAGAGGCCGGAAGAGAAAGCCGGAGCCCCUGGAUGCCUCGGAGCCCGAGGAGAAGGCUGAGGACGGCUGGGAGCUGCAGAUCAGCCCCGAGCUGCUGGCCCGCGGCCGCCAGAAAAUCCUGGACUUCCUCAACGAAGGCUCGGCCCGGGAUCUGCGCGGCCUGCAGCACAUCUGGCAGAAGGCCCAGUUCAUCGUGAGCUGGAGGGAGCUCCACGGCCGCUUCAGCCAGGCGGAGGACCUGGAGCGUGUGGAAGGCAUAUCCGGAAAGCAGAUGGAGUCGUUCCUCAAGGCCAACAUCCUGGGUCUCGCCGCCAGUCAGCGCUGCAGCCCCUGCUGACCGCUGUCGCCUCCCUCCCCCUUUUUCAAUCCUUGUCUAACUGAGUGUUGUGUAAAUACAGUUGUUACUCUGGUAAAAAAAAAAAAAAAAAAAAAAAAAAAAAGCCUGCUGGGCUUGAGAAUAACUAUGA